AUGGUGCAAACACGCUCCCAUGGGAAACCAGGUGCUCGGGAUAUUGGGAAAGGCGGAGACUCGAGCGCAACGGGCCAGAAGAUACCCCAAAAGAGGUCGCAUAGCAAGACCGAGGCGUCAAAUGACUCGAACAAGGUGAAGGUGAAGGCGAACAAAAGGGCGAAAAAGGAGGAGAAAGAGGAUAUGAAGUCCCAAUCCACUCAGUCUAAGCCUGACUCUCUGGCCAAAUCUACCAUCGCUACAUUGAUCGAAAAGUAUGGCUCGCUUCCACUGUCCGACAGCGCAGUUGAUGAGCCUCUGUCGCCAAAACCGGAAACAAUGUUGGCCCUGUUAUUGAACGCCAUGUUCUCCUCGGCUCGGAUCUCGCAUGAGUUGGCAGCUAAGACCCUCACCACGACCAUCAAGGCCGGCUAUCACAAGAUCAACGUCUUGAAGAAGACGUCAUGGGAUGAGAGGACUCGGGUUCUCACAGAGGGCGGAUAUACCAGGUACCGGGAGAAGACGGCCACUGCAUUGGGAGACUUGGUAGAAUUUCUGGAAGAGAACUAUCAAGGCGAUCUCAAUAACCUCCUGCCGGGCCCAGCAACUGACUCUUCGCCAUCGGAGAUUCGAAAGCGGUUGAAGGAAAUCAAAGGCCUAGGCGACGUGGGCGUGGACAUCUUCUGUGAUGCGGCCCAAGCAGUGUGGCCGUGUCUGGCUCCUUUCGUUGACCCGCGCAGCGCGAAGACGGCCGAGGCCAUCGGGAUCCCGAGUGAUGCGCAAGCACUGUGGGAGAGCGAGGAGGUCAACAAGGAUCCCAUGAAGAUGGCUAGGCUUGCUGCGGGUUUGACAACCGUGCGACUGGAGAAGAAGGAGACCGAAUUCAAGAACUAA
This is a messenger RNA of Capronia coronata CBS 617.96, 873 nucleotides long. RefSeq lists its product as uncharacterized. The coding region runs from base 1 to 873 and encodes 290 amino acids. The transcript is spliced from 2 exons. The record is from RefSeq and is a predicted model, not a curated record. NCBI's taxonomy places the organism in Eukaryota, Fungi, Ascomycota, Eurotiomycetes, Chaetothyriales, Herpotrichiellaceae.